AUGCCAUAUGACCUGAAGCGGUCCGGUUCGCAUUCGACGAACAUGGAGAUGGAGCCUCCCACCCCAGGUUCUGACGAAGCCAAGAUGACGGCCGCCGACAAGAAGCGGAACAAGCUGGGCUACCACCGCGCGACAACAGCCUGCACGUGUUGUCGACACCGGAAGAUCCGGUGUCAGCCUGGCCCUCCUGGACAUAGGUGCAAGAUGUGUGAGAAGCUUAACAAGGAGUGCAAAUUCGAGUCCGUGACCCACCCGGUGUCAUCAGACUCACGCACUUCCUCAAUAUCGAGGCCGUCUGGAGGACACAGAGGCGUCUCAGGAACCCUGUCUUCGUCGCCAGGAGUGUCGAGCGCACGCCUCGGAGAUGUGCACGGCACGCAUCACGGAUCCAUGACGAUCCCCUCUGUCCAACACAUGGGACUUGCAGAGUCAUCAGACAUGAAGAUGGGUUCCGGAUCGCUAGCCCGUUCUGCGUAUCCUGAUUUCAACAACCAAGGCAUAGCUGCAAACUGGUCCAUGGCGGGAUCCACGAGCGGGCCUGGUCGAGGAAAACACAGCUCCUGGGGCCCCUAUGGGGGUCACGAGUCCGGCCCGCCAGCACUCGGCCCAAGCGCAUUUCCCCCGUACAGCCACGGCCACGGCCACAGGCACACGCCUCCCUCCGGAGUGCCAGGAGGAUGGGCCGAAUCGUCCAGCAGAAACGACAUGCCGUGGCCCGCGUACGCGCCGCAGCAGGCAGGACAACAACAACCCUUCUCGCCCACGUCUGCGUACGAUGGCAAGACGCCUUCGUCGUCGUCAACAGCGGCGAUGACAGCAGCCGAGAUGUACCCGCCUCUGCCAAAUAUGGCACCAGAGCCCCACGCCGGGGUGUCCUCAUCGUCGAUUGCGUCCGCGACGGGCCCAGUCUCGCAGUCGGGCGGAUACGGCGUGUGGGGACAACACGGCUAUGCUCCCGUCCCGAGCAAGUCGAGCGGUUUCACCGGUGGCUGGUACUCACAGGCAGAAAGCGGCGACCAUGGCUCACAGGCCCCAAUGACGACUGCACUGCCAGUCUCUGAUGGGUACACUUACCACCGAUGA
Cryphonectria parasitica EP155 is the source of this 1083-nucleotide messenger RNA. RefSeq lists its product as uncharacterized. Lineage: Eukaryota; Fungi; Ascomycota; Sordariomycetes; Diaporthales; Cryphonectriaceae. The record is from RefSeq and is a predicted model, not a curated record. Gene Ontology annotation, molecular function: DNA-binding transcription factor activity, RNA polymerase II-specific; zinc ion binding. The coding region runs from base 1 to 1083 and encodes 360 amino acids. The transcript has 3 exons. Gene Ontology annotation, biological process: regulation of DNA-templated transcription.